AUGAAAGAGAGUAAGAAGAGGAGUCAUGAAGAGAAUGAAGAGAAUACGAAUAAACGGCCCAGGCCCGGUGUACCCGAGUAUAAUUUCAACAAGUUUUGUUAUCGACACAACCCCGAUGUCCAAUCAUUAAGUACCACAGAUUGUAAGAUGAAGGAUCUUGAGAAGAUGGAUGAGAUAAAUAGCAAAGUGCAAAAGUUAGGAGAUGAGGAUAAAAAGAACGUACAAAGGAUAUUUGAAGUUUUCAAUAACGCUAACCCGACGAUCAGGAAAUUGAUUAUUGAUGGGAUAUUGAUGGAAAGCUGUUCCCCACAACUUUCGUAUAUCUCAUCACAGCUGGUGAAUUUGAUCAAGAUUGAUUUCAUUAGUGUGCUGCCCCGAGAGAUUUCGUUAAAGAUUUUGAGAUAUUUAGAUUGUCAAUCGCUUUGUAAUGCGGCGAUUGUAUCGAGAAGUUGGCAGCGAUUAGCAGAUGAUGAUUCGGUUUGGUAUCACAUGUGUGAACAACAUAUUGAUAAGAAAUGUCGAAAUUGUGGAUGGGGGUUACCUCUUUUGCAUAUGAAACGAGUACGAAUGUGUAAUGAAGUGUGUCAGGUGAAAGAUUUGAGCGGCGGGAUGAAAUGUACAACUGUUAACCCAUGGAAGAACGUUUACCGAGAGAGAUACAAAGUGGAGUCGAAUUGGAGGCGUGGGUGUUGUCAAAUACGAGAGUUCAAAGGUCAUAUGGAUGGUGUUUUGACGCUGCAGUUUAAUUACCGCUUAUUAUUUACCGGGUCGUAUGAUUCGACGAUUGCUAUAUGGGAUCUGUAUAGUGGUAAGUUGAUACGACGGUUGAAUGGUCAUUCUGACGGGAUCAAAACGUUAUAUUUCGAUGAAAACAAGUUGAUUACGGGGUCCUUAGACAAGACGAUACGGGUGUGGGACUACAAAGGUGGUAGGUGUAUCAGUACGUACAAGGGCCACAGCGAUAGUAUAUUGAGUGUGGACUGUUACAAGAAAUUGAUUGUGAGUGGGAGUGCGGAUUGCAGUGUAAAAGUAUGGCAUAUCGAAAGAAGGACGUGUUAUACGUUGAAAGGUCAUACGGAAUGGGUGAAUUGUGUCAAGUUGCAUCCAACAAGCUUUUCAUGUUUUAGUGCCAGCGAUGAUUGUACGAUACGAAUGUGGGAUUUACGAAGUAACAAGUGUUUGAAAGUUUUCAAAGGCCAUGUGGGCCAAGUCCAAAAAGUGAUACCGUUGAGUAUCAAAGAUAUCGAGGGGCUUGUAGUGGAUGACGAAGUGCAGUCCUCGGCAUCUGCACAAUCAACUGCAGAUGAGCCGUGUGACGACCCACUGGAUACUUCCAUACCGUACCCAACCCAUCUGCUGUCAUGCUCCUUAGACAAUACGAUCAAGCUAUGGGAUGUAUACACGGGGAAAUGCGUGCGCACCCAGUUUGGUCACGUGGAGGGUGUUUGGGAUAUAGCAGCUGACAAUUUCCGUAUAGUGAGUGGAUCACACGACGGAUGUGUCAAAGUGUGGGAUUUACAAUCGGGCAGGUGUACAAACAGUUUCCAAGGAACCCAGCGCGUGGAGGAGAGUAGUUCUACAGAGUCGCCACAGUCAGGCCCCGGCCCACACCCGCACGAGCCGCCGGCAAAAUUAGUGCCUAUUGCGUGUGUUGCGUUGGGUGAUUCUCAAUUUCUGAGUGGGGACGAGCUAGGCUGUGUGAAGUUGUAUAAUUUUGAUAUUUGA
Henningerozyma blattae CBS 6284 is the source of this 1725-nucleotide messenger RNA. RefSeq names its product ubiquitin-binding SDF ubiquitin ligase complex subunit MET30 (gene MET30). The record is from RefSeq and is a predicted model, not a curated record. The transcript has a single exon. Bases 1 to 1725 code for a protein of 574 amino acids. Gene Ontology annotation, molecular function: protein binding. NCBI's taxonomy places the organism in Eukaryota, Fungi, Ascomycota, Saccharomycetes, Saccharomycetales, Saccharomycetaceae.